ACUUGACUUGAAGAUUCUGGUUUAGUUGCUCUUAUGAAUUAACAAUGUAUAGGGUUKGAACACAGCGGCUUCCAGCGGGUGCCUAGAGAGACGAAGCUGUUUCCGUAGGAAGAUUGACAGAGCGGUCCCUCUUUUGCAAGUAUCGAUUUCGUAUCAAAUAUUACCCGUUGCACCGAGCGCGACGUGGAACGAGCAAAAUAUGAUUUAGGACGUACUUCACAACUUGGCCAGUUAACUUCCAAAUACUAGACUGAAUAUCGAGUAUUAGUGAAAACGAGAAUGAUGUAUUCUCCUAGUUAUAGCAACUAUAAUGUUCCUCAGUACCGACCUCACGCUCCUCCACAAACAAGGACGCAAGUGUACCAUCCAUGUACAUAUCAUCCAUCAAGGUUCCCGAACGUGGACCCUUUAGCUUCAUCAAGUCCCCCUUUAUCUUAUACAGGAACUGUGAGUCGAAAUUAUCCGCCUCCUUUAUCCCAUCCUAACGACCCUACAAGUGGAUACUUCUCAGCGUCUUUCAGGGAGAGUACACCGUUGUAUCGGAACGAAAUUAUCACACCAGCACAAGACUUCACUUCUCCAACCAACCAACAGUGCAGAUUUCCGAAUAACGUCUGUGACGCCUAUAUCGAGAGCUGCGAUGAAGGUUCCAAAUCUCCAUCGGACGAUGGCGAAGUUUCGGCCAAAACAGGCAAGAAACGYAAAGAAAGAACCGCAUUCUCCAAACAUCAGCUACAAGAACUCGAAAAUGAGUUCAUACGCAACAACUACUUAACUCGACUUCGCCGUUACGAGAUCGCAAUAAGUCUGGAUCUAACGGAAAGACAGGUCAAAGUUUGGUUCCAAAACAGGAGAAUGAAGUGGAAGCGUGUAAAGGGAGGUAAAAAGCCUGAAAAACGAACRCAGUUGGCAACAGAUAAUGUAGAAUCAUGUAGUGCAGAGCAGGAACAACUUUGAUGAUCUAAAAUUGAUUCUAGUGAGCUCAAGGGGGAAAAAUAUGUAUAUAUUCUUUAAAUUAUAUAUUUACUGUAAUUAUCGAAUCCAUUCGUUCUAGAAUUGAGUUUCAAAAUGUAUACAUACAAUUAAUAUGUAUUGUAUAUUCAAGUGUAUGUGUAAAAAAUURUCAUCUCCAUUCAGUCUUGUUGAGAAAGUCUCGCAAGUCGACCUGCAUGAAUUCAUGAAUUGUAAGAAUUUGUUCGAUUGUAAAUCAUGGUUUGUAGUAGCUAGUGCACCGUUGUAAAGAAAUUCUUAAGAUGACUAUAAAGAUGCAUGUAAAUAUUGUCAAUCGCUUAAGGAUGCACAGAUAUGGACAUUUUGAUUCCGACAUUGCUAGAGGCACACACUUUUCAAGCGGCCAAGAAAAUUGGGAACGUCAUUGCGAGGAGGGGUUUCUUUCUCGUCGAAACACCAGCCUGGUUUGAACAAAUGAAUCUACAAGGAAUCAUAAAAUAUCGCGGCAUGAAGUUAGAGUAAUCCCUCAGUUUUGAGGAGCUUAUUUGAAGUCUCUAGCUAUAGGUCCUAGUCUAAGGCUAAACUCAACAAAUAGUUGUGCAAGCAAAUAACCUGUGAAUCUGGAAAGAAAGGAUUUAAAAGGAUUUUAUCUUGUAAUCAGUGUACAUGUGUCCUGCCUAUUUUCUUACAGGGAAAAAAUCCUUUUUCCUACAUCGAAUAUCUUCAAUCGCAGCUAGGGGCCAUUACGAAACACUUUCAGUUGUACGUCAUUCUAUCUUUUGUCACUGUCUAGCAAGCCUUUUGAUAGCAUGGUGGAAACAAGCAAAUCUGACUAGAAGUACUUUAGUAUCCGCUGCUUUACUACACUUCAGUUUUUCUUCCACGUACCCUUCCUGUGUAUUAUUUCUGUAAAGGAAUAUGCUACCAUUCAUACUUGUACAUAUUGAAUAAACAGAUCUUAAUC
Molecule: messenger RNA, 1915 nt
Organism: Actinia tenebrosa (Australian red waratah sea anemone)
Lineage: Eukaryota; Metazoa; Cnidaria; Anthozoa; Actiniaria; Actiniidae
Biological process (GO): positive regulation of transcription by RNA polymerase II
Cellular component (GO): nucleus
Molecular function (GO): DNA-binding transcription factor activity, RNA polymerase II-specific; RNA polymerase II cis-regulatory region sequence-specific DNA binding
Source: RefSeq, a predicted model, not a curated record